Messenger RNA from Anopheles moucheti, 5591 nucleotides. Its product is annotated as zinc finger protein 236-like. Lineage: Eukaryota; Metazoa; Arthropoda; Insecta; Diptera; Culicidae. Gene Ontology annotation, molecular function: RNA polymerase II transcription regulatory region sequence-specific DNA binding; DNA-binding transcription factor activity, RNA polymerase II-specific; zinc ion binding. The record is from RefSeq and is a predicted model, not a curated record. Gene Ontology annotation, cellular component: nucleus. The coding region runs from base 1265 to 5245 and encodes 1326 amino acids. The transcript has 5 exons. Gene Ontology annotation, biological process: regulation of transcription by RNA polymerase II.
UGGCGGUUGCUGGAGGAGAAGUCGUGUGGAACAACCGGAGAACACAGGGCGAAGCUGCACAGCUCGCUAUUUACGCCUGCUGGAAAGCGCGCAUCGCAAAGGAACCGGAUUGGUAGGCGUGACAGGCAGUCGGCAGGAACAGCAGGCACCACCGAACCCACUCCACACCCGUCCCUGGUUGUACCGCUCGCGAUACCCGCCGUCUCGAACGGGUGCACAAGUGCAGGAAAAACGGCGGAUAAGCACGACGACGAAAGCGAACGAGUGGCAGAUUUCUGGUUCCCCCCCGGGUGGUGGUGUGCAAGUGGCACUCGGUUACGCUGGUGUGUGUGUAUUGGUGCGCGGAUUUCAACGACGAUAUUCAUUCCGCCGUGCGCGUUUCGUACGUGUGGUUCUGGACGGAUUCGCAGCGUAGCAGCAGCAGCAGCAGCAUCGAGUGAAGCGAUUUCGGUACUUGUAAAAACGGGGCGAUACGUAUCUCACCAGCGUGUGCGUGUGUGCGUUGUGGCACAGGCUUUGCUGUACCAACCGGAUGUUGGCAGCCAUUCAGUGGUGGUUUUUCUUUCGGCAAUACGAUUCCGAACGUAAAGGAACACGACGCGCAUAUCCAACAACCGGGCGGUCGCCAGUUAGUCGUCUUUUCCUUUUGGUGCCGUCACACCCGUUGAAGGACACCGCCGACGUGUAGCACCGCCUGCUGCCACGGGGUUUUUACGGUUCCGCAGCAAGUGUGUUUUGUGUUACUGUGUGUGUUUAUGUGUAGCUGUACGUGAUGGGGAAAAAGGUGGACGACGUGCCGCUGCUACCGUUUGCCAUUUGCCGUCUUCCACACCCCCCGUCAGUAGCGUGAAGCAGCAGUGGAAUACGUGUGUGCUCGCGUAGCGCAUAGCCAAUAGGGGCAACAGAGGGUGGGUUUAGAUUAUCGGAUCUUGCGUCACGGACACUGCUCGACCCGGGGUGGUUACAAACGCCCGUGUUUGUGUGUGUCCACGCCGCACCACGAGCACCCGACCGCGAGCACCAAAAACCUGCGGGAGCUGUUCCGCGUGCGAUAGAGACAAAGCAAUCACCCGAGAAAGUGAAUACGCGAGCGCGCUUACGAACGGCGGCGCGGUCAAUAACGAUAGUGUGUGAAAACCGUACCGAGGAACGAAGAGAAGGGCUGAAACACGGUGUACGGGUUGAAGAGCAGCAGCUGCAGGGCCUGUUCGACGGGAUUUGCUGUGAAGUACCGCCGCACACGCACGUACCCCAACAGCGCGCGAUGGAGCUGAAGGCGGAGAAAAAAGACCACGAUGACGAUGAAAGCGGUGGUCGACGGCGACAGCAUCGCAACAGCACCACCGUUGCAGCUGCGUCGGCUGCAAUGGAUGUCGAUGCGGCAGCGAACGGUAAUGGCGACGCGAUCUCGGAUCAGGAGAUUGUGGAGGUUGGCAUUGACGAGGAUCACAUCAAGUUUCUCACCAGCAUGCACUCGGGCGACGAGGAACCGACGAACGGGCACCGUGCAUCGUUGGUUGCGCACCGGACCGCCACAAAUGGGGUCGCCGGAAAUGGACGGGAAAGGCGGGCGGCUAUCGAGUGUGGCAGUAACACCGCCACCACCGCCACCGGAAAGCAUCGUCGUUCCGCCAUGCUGCGCAUUCCAGCCCAUCGGAAUGGUGUGCUGAAUGGGUUGAAGGUACAGCAACAGCGUGGCAACGGUGCAACCGGGUACAGCGAGGAUGAAUCGGACGGUAACGAAGAAGACGACGAUGAUGACGAUGAUGAUGAUGAUGAUGAUGACGACGAGGAAGACGUGAUGGUCGUCGCCGCAAACAUCCUAUCGAAGACGGCGCAGAGGUCAUCGUUGCUUGGUGGCACGGGCCGAACGUAUCAGUGUGACGUGUGCCCACGGAUAUUUCAUCGGCCGGAUCACCUGCGCUACCAUAUGCGUAUCCACGAGAAGAACAAUCCAUUCGAGUGCAAGCUGUGCUUCAGUGUGUUUGCAUCCGAUCCCGCAUUCGCACACCACAUACGCACCGAGCACGCCGGUAUGGGGUUGGCCGAUGCAUUGCCACCGGUACCAGAAACGGAGGCGAACUUUUUCGCCUGCACGUACUGCGACAAAUCGUUCACCGAUGCGGUUGAGCUGGAGGAACACUUACACCAGCAACAUUUGGGCGAUCGACCGUACAAAUGCAACAUGUGCCCGAAAGCGUUCAUUCGGAUGGAUUUCCUACAGUGUCACUACCUGAAGUACCACAGCUUUCAUCCCAUGGACGAUGAGGAGGAGGAGGAAGGAGAGGAGGAGGAACAUUACUUGCCAAUGGAGCAGCAUCAGCUGCAGUCGCAGCAGCACUCACAGUUUGAAAAUAGGGCGAAAAGGCCACGACUAAUGGUGCGAAAGAUUGAAGAUUUGGUAGACGAUCGUAUGGCGAAGGGUGGUAGAGGUGGUGUUGGUGUGUCCCGGCGUACGUCCCACACCGGAACGGGGACGAGCAUCUCGAGCGACGAACAUCGGGACGAUGAGGACGAGGAUGAAGAUGGGGACGACGAAGGGACGGGCGCGGAAAGUAGCGAUCAGCAUCAGAAGUUUCUCCAGCGAACGGAAGCUUCCGGUCUGCGCAACUUUCUCCCGAAGCUAAGCAGUGUCCACAGUCGGUUGCUGGUAGCCAUGGAGGAACAGCAUUCCAAAAAGCUGGCCGCAGCAGUCGCGGCCGAAGAGUGCAUUAAGCAUCGGUGUCCGGUUUGCGAUCGAGGUUUCGCUCGCGAACCGGACUUGAUGCUGCACGUGCGUACUCAUCCCGAUUUACCCACCUUCAAGUGUCCGCUGUGUGAACUGACCUUUAUCGGGUCGGACUUUUUGAAGAAUCACCUCAAGAAGCACGUACUCGGCAAUGGUGAAGAUCCGGGAGCACCCGGUGCUAUCGAUUUGACGGCUGCUCCGCCGACGGAACCAUCCGCACAACCGACCGGUGAUGCCGGAUCGGAUCCGGUUCGUCCACUGUCCUCUGCAAUGCCGUCGACGGCAAAGCUUCCGAAGCCGAUCAUUACGUCGAAACCACCAUCCACGGGCAUAUCGCUGUUGAAACCGAUCGAGGAAAGGAAACCACCGGACCAUCAGCAAGAGUAUUGCGUGAAAACGGCCGACGGAAAGUUUAUGUGCACGGUUUGUGAGCGACUGUUUUCGCACCAGCAAACCGUGCGCAUCCAUUUCCGGAUCCACACGAACGAAAAACCUUACAAAUGUACAUUUUGCGAAGAGUCCUACAUCCGGUCGGAUUAUCUCGAGCGCCAUCUGAAGGUACAUUUUAAGGAUGGAAUGCUACCGGCGGUAGCGAUUGCCAGUAUGGCAGCGGCGGCUGCUGCAGUUGCGACGGGUGGUAAUCGAUCGGCUGCUUCAUCUCCGCCACUUACGGUGAAGGAGGAUUCACUAACCGAAAGCCCAGUCACACCGGCCGGAACAGGCACGACGGGUGGCAGUUCCGCCAGCAAACCACUCAUCGGUCGAGCCGGUUUGGCGCCGGAAAAUUACCAUUUCACCGAAUCGGUCGAUGGACAGUUUGUGUGUAAGAUUUGCGAUACCGUGUUCAACCAGGUGGCCUUACUGCGCAAGCACGCCCUGGCGCACACGGAGGAGAAACCGUUUCACUGCGGCAUUUGCGAGCGGUCCUUCAAUCGGGUAGAUUAUCUGAAGGAACACUUCAAAUCGAAACGGCACCUACAGCUGGUGGCCGAAGCUGCCACAGGUGGCGAUAGUUUAUCAGCGCCGGCAACACGCGCCGACGAGGAAGAUGAUGAUUCCACGAUGGAUGAUGGUGUAUCGUCGAUGGGUCGAUCGAAGUUGACGGGGAGCAGAAGUACCGCGAAGGCGGCGUCCUCAUCACCCGCCGUCGUUGGGGCUGAGGUGACUAAUGGCGACGGAGGAGCACGUGCAGCAGAUGUGAAGGGAAAUGGCAACAGUAGUCGUAGCAGCAGCAGCAAUAGUAGCAGCAGUAGCAGUCGAAGUAGCAGCAGUAGUCGAAGCAGUAGCAAUAGUAAUAGGAACAAUACCUCCGUUGCGUCCAAUCCGAGUCCACCGAAGCAAAAGCCCGGUACGACUACACCGCCGGUGGGCGGCGAAGCAGAGUCACGAUCGGUGCUGGGUGAGUUUCACCGAUCCGAUUACGAACGCACCAGCGACGGACGGUACAAAUGCAACCAGUGUGAUAAGACGUUCGUGACGGCGGUCACACUGAAGAUGCACAUCCGGUUGCACACGGGCGAAAAACCGUACAAGUGCGACAAGUGUGAUAAGGCGUUCAUUCGUUCGGAUUAUCUGAAGACGCACGAAAAGUGCCAUCGGCAGGAAUCGUUCCUGAACAUGCUUUCGCUAACGACAUCGAAGGAACCGAGCACGGCCUCGGAAGCGGAUGAUUCGGAUGCGGACGGUGGUGAGGCGGAUGAAGAUCGAACGCAGGAGGGUAACCGGUCGAUGCUAGGGAGUGGUACGAUUAACGGAGCGAACGACACUGCCGGUGGAGACCAAAAUGAGGAAGAAGAUGAUUCCGAGGAAGAAGAAGGCGAAGAAGAGGAGGAGGAAGAAUCGGAAGAAAGCGAUGAUGAGGAACAGGUAAUCGAAGUAAUGAUAAAGGAAGAGAGCUGCUCCGAAAGUGAAGAUGAUGAGGAGGACGCCGAGGAAGAGGAGGAAGAGGAGGAAGAGGAAGAAGAAGCGGAAGGACAGCAUACUCUGUAUGCGGCCAACAACAGUACAAACCGGAACGCAUCCAGCACAAUAAACGCAACAGAGAACUCGCGAAAGCAAAAAGAAUCGAGUAAACGAAGAAAUCGAACGAAAGCUUCCGUUCCAUCGAACCGGGUUUUCGCGGCAACUAGCGGGGGAGAGAGCAGUAACAAUGGGUUUGACCACGAGGAUGACAGCACGUCCCAGGCUAGUGGACCAGCCAGCGGUCAUCAGUAUGGCGGCGCCGAAUCGAUGCAUAAUGGCCAGAAGGGUAAACACCGGUGUCCGAUGUGCGAUAAGCUGUUUGCCUGGCCCAAGUCACUCAAAAUUCAUCUUCGCACGCAUACGGGCGAGAAACCGUAUCGGUGCGAUGUGUGUGGCAAAUGCUUCGGACGGUCGGACAGCUUGCGAGGCCAUAAGCGGACGCACACCGACGAAAAGCUUAUACAGUGCCAUUUGUGCGACGUUAGCUGUACGACCGCGGCCGAGCUGGUACAGCAUCAGUAUACGGCGCACGGUUUGCAGCCAUUAGAAAGUUAGGGACCGGAUGCGGAAGAAUUACGCAUACUCGCACAAGCACCUGUGUGUGUAGGUGAUUAGGCAAAAGUGCUUUCAGAACGGUUCACAUCUGUGUCUCUAAUGUCAGAUACAAUUUGGUGAAAUUGAAGCAUCAAUCUACGGACGAAAAAGGGUCGAAGAUUUCUUCUGUAAUAGUUUCGAGAUCGAUCGAUCGAAUUCCACCGGAACACGCCAACACGUGUUCGGCAGCCUUCGAUGUAAUGUAGUGUAAAUAAAUAUAUGUACUUACAUUUUAAUACCAGACACACAGCACACAUCCACUUAUGUAAGCUGCAGAUAGAUAAGUUUGCAGCUUCAAUAAACGACC